ACCUGUGCCUCCUGAGCACAACAAUGCAACUUGGAAAUGAACUGAAUCAAAGAGGGAGGGGGUUUGAAUAGUGAAUUGGGACUCCAUGCCCCCUCCCCUCCCCUUGCUGCUGCUGCUGCUGUCUGUAGAAGGGGAGGCUGCUGCUGCUGCUGUGUCUUUAAGCCUGUGCAGCCGGGGGUGGUGCCUGCUCUCUGCUUAAGGCUCCUUUGAUAUUAAUAGUGUUGGUGUCUUGCAAACUGACGUAAUGCUCGCAAGCAGACUGAGGUCCUGACAAGCUGAUAAGACAGAUCUGAUACAGAACCGAUUUGGCUGCAAUCUGGUCUCCUCCACAGCCUGGGAUCUCCCAGUAAACCCUGAGCAUCCAGAUCUCCCUCUCUUCUCUCUCUCUCUCUCUCUCUGCCCCCCUCCUCCUCCUCCUCCUCCUCCAAGCCCCCACUCCUUGUUCCUGUCUGUGUCUCUUGCACUCAGACAUACACACACUCAAAGGGGGGGGGGACAGGAAACCUAUUCUUCUCCCCCCCACCAGCACCCCCCCCCCCUUUGCAAAAAAGAAAAGAAAAUUAAUAAUCAGAAAUCAACUCUGCAAACAACAAGGAAGCGGUUCAUGGCUAACACUGGAUCUCCACCAUCUUCCACACUGCUGAUGAGGUUACUGCAGAUCAAUCAACAGAUAUGGUCCGGAAAAAGAAUCCCCCUCUGAGAAACGUUGCGAGCGAAGGUGAAGCACAGAUACUUGAGUCUGCUGCAUCAGAGAAAGAAGAUAUUUUACGGAACACGGAAUUUCCCACUGAUCCGAUGCAAGAAAAUAGUGAACAGUCUAAUUCUGCGGAACACAACAGUGAGGAUCAGGGUUUCCAUGAUCAAGAACCUUCUUCCAGCUUUAAAAAGGACCCUGAGAGUGUGGGAAUUAACGAGAGAGGUGUGUAUAACUUUAGCCACCUUAAGGGCAGAAACGUUUCCUAUGAUGAGGUGACAGAAAGAAAUAUGCUGGCCUUGUCGUCUGGUGAUUCUAGGGCUGUUUUUGAGCCCUUGAAGUCACCUAUUAGGUCGGAAACUGAUGACACACAAGACUUGGUCUCUGCUGCAUCUGGGGAUGCUUUGGAGACGAGAGAAGACAAUAUGUCGCCAAGGGCUGCAGACCUUACGAUGCAAAGUGUUAAAGUAGACUGUCAAAACUCUAGACCAGCCUCGGUGGCCUCUGAAAACCUACAAGUGCCUUUUGAUGGGAGUUCAGGGCUGAAUAAAUCCCACACUGUCCUGUUGGUCAAUGACCAUUCUGAAUCGGCACCUUUAUCCCCAGAACUUCAGGAUUUCAAAUGCAACAUUUGUGGCUAUGGAUACUAUGGGAAUGACCCCACAGAUCUCAUCAAACACUUUCGCAAAUACCAUCUUGGCCUACACAACCGUACCAGGCAAGACGUUGAACUUGACACCAAAAUCUUGGCACUUCACAACAUGGUACAGUUCAGCCAAUCCAAAGAUUUCCACAAGGUGAAUCGUUCUGUGCUUUCGGGGGUCUUGCAAGACAUGAACUCUCAAAGGCCUGUUUUACUGAAUGGAACUUACGAUGUGCAGGUGACAUUCGGUGGGACCUUCAUUGGCAUCGGCCGUAAAACUCCAGACUGCCAGGGAAACACGAAGUACUUCCGCUGCAAGUUCUGCAACUUCACCUACAUGGGCAACUCGUCCACCGAGCUGGAGCAGCACUUUCUAAAGACGCACCCUAACAAAAUGAAAGUGUCCUCUGAUUCUGGUAAACCAUCCGAGAAAAGCACCAAUAAAUCGAGCCCUAUUCCACGUUCUUGUGAGCCUGGAGAUUUGGGAAAGUGGCAAGACAAAACCACUGUUAAAGCAGCAGAUGAUGUGCCAGUUGGAUACUCAGUGCCAAUUAAGCCGGUAGAUUCUUCCAGGCAGAACGGUGCCUAUGACACCAGCUACUACUGGUGCAAGUUCUGUAGUUUCAGCUGUGAGUCCGCCAGCAGUGUCAGACUUUUAGAACAUCACAGCAAACAGCACGGGGGAGGGAGGUCAGAGAGCCCAAAUUCAGAUCCCGGUGACAAGACCUACAGGGAAUCAGUUAUUAAUCAAAAUGAAAUUGCCAAAAAUUCCGAUGAACAGCUCUCGGCACAACUAGAGAAAGGAUUGGCUAAAAAGAAAGACCUCUCCGUUAGACCAACUGAGGAUUUAAUAGUAACCAGCUACAAUUGUCAGUUUUGUGACUUUAGGUACUCCAAAAGCCAUAGCCCCGAGGUGAUCUUGGUUGGGCCUCUCCUGCUCCAUUACCAACAGCACCACAAUAUUCACAAGUGUACUAUUAAACAUUGUCCAUUUUGCCCCCGAGGCCUCUGCAGCCCUGAGAAGCACCACGGAGAGAUUACUUACCCGUUUGCUUGCAAAAAAAAUAAUUGUUCCCACUGCGCUCUCUUGCUGCUGCACUUGGCUACUGGGGUGACAGGGAGCCAGCGCGUUAAACACCAGUGUGAUCAAUGCUCAUUCUCCUCUCCUGAUGUAGAUGAGCUCCUGCUCCAUUACGAGAGUGCGCACGAAGCCCAGGCGUCCGAAGUCAAGCAGGAACUGAAUCACCUGCAAGCGAGCGAUGGACAGCUGGCCGUCAAAGAUAGCAGAGAACACUCAUGCACCAAAUGUGACUUUAUCACCAUGGUGGAAGAAGACCUUUCCAGACACUACAGGAGGGCGCAUAACUGCUACAAAUGUCGACAGUGCAGUUUUACAGCAGCUGACACUCAAGCGCUACUGGAUCACUUCAACUCUGCACAUUGUCAGGAGUCUGAAAUCACUACAUCAAAUGGUGGGGAGCUCCAUGGUGUACCUUCCAUCAAGGAAGAGCCAAAAACGGAGAUGAAGGUGUACAACCUUGUCACCCCGGAUUCCAAAAUGGGAGAAGCCAUAUAUGACAGCACUGUGAAGAAGGAGAAGCUCGAUGACAAGGAGGUGCUCAGGGAGAAAGCGUGGUCUGAUGGGUCAGUAGAUGACCUCCGUGGUGUUGCCUGGAGAGGAUCAGACAUUUUGAGAACAAGUCCAUCCUAUACACAAGUAGGACUGGGCCUUUUAACCACCGUGUCAGUCAACCAGGAGCAGCAGAAAUCUUCAAGAGAUAGUCCAAACGUGGAAGCAGCACAUCUAGCAAGACCUCUUUAUGGCUUGUCUGUAGACGCUAAGGGAUUUCCAGGUGUGACAGCUGGAGCUAGUGGAGAAAAAUCAGGGCAGCUCACACCACAGUACCCUAGUAUGGGAGACAGCAAGUCGAAGGAUGAAUCUCAGUCACUCCUUCGGAGACGUAGAGGCUCCGGGGUUUUUUGUGCAAAUUGCCUGACCACCAAGACAUCACUUUGGCGAAAGAAUGCGAACGGUGGAUACGUCUGUAACGCCUGCGGCCUGUACCAAAAACUGCACUCGACUCCCAGACCUUUAAACAUCAUUAAGCAGAACAAUGGAGAGCAGAUCAUUAGGAGACGGACAAGGAAACGCCUUAACCCAGAAGCUCUUCAGACAGAACAGUUAAGCAAACAUCAGAGAGGGAAUAGCGAUGAACAAACUAAUGGAAGUCCUCUAGAGAGGAGGUCGGAUGACCAUUCAGUGGAAGGACACCAGAGAGAAGGUCAGCAAAUUGGUAUGAAUAAAUUUGAUUCCCAACCUUCAUUGACUAAAAGCCAUUCUGCUCAGCAGACCAUAAUAGUCAGCCAAACUAUGGAUAUCCACAAAAGGAUGCAACCUUUGCACAUACAGAUUAAAAGUCCUCAGGAAAGCAGUGGAGAUCCAGGAAACAGUUCAUCUAUUUCCGACGGCAAAGGCAGCUCAGAAAGAGGUAGUCCAAUAGAAAAGUAUAUGAGACCUAUUAAACACCCAAACUACUCUCCCCCAGGAAGUCCUAUAGAAAAGUAUCAAUACCCACUCUUUGGACUUCCGUUUGUUCACAAUGACUUCCAAAGUGAAGCUGACUGGCUGAGAUUUUGGAGUAAAUAUAAGCUGUCCGUUCCUGGGAAUCCUCACUACUUGAGUCAUGUGCCUGGCCUACCAACCCCUUGCCCAAACUAUGUGCCUUAUCCCACCUUUAAUCUGCCUGCUCAAUAUUCCACUGUUGGAUCAGAUAAUGACAUUCCUCUAGACUUGGCAAUGAAGCAUUCCAGACCUGGAUCAGCAUCCAGUGGGGCCUCAAAAGAAAAGACAAAGUCACCUUUGAGUUCGAAGAAUGAUGGUCCAUUAAGUGUAGUGAAAACUGAGAAAGUGGAGAGAAGUACACAAGAUGAACUCUCAACAAAAUGUGUGCACUGUGGCAUAGUCUUUUUGGAUGAAGUUAUGUAUGCUCUACAUAUGAGCUGCCACGGGGAAAGCGGACCUUUUCAAUGUAGUAUAUGCCAACAUCUUUGCACGGACAAGUAUGAUUUCACGACUCAUAUUCAGAGAGGCCUACAUAGGAACGUUGCACAAGCUGAAAAAAAUGGAAAAACUAAAGAAUAAAAUUUAGCACUUAGCACAAUAAAUUAGAAUUGGGUUUUCUGAAUAGAAAUUCAGUAGCUUGUAAUCUAUGACAAUGUUUGCAAUUUACUUAUGGGGUGACGUGAGAUUCUGAUUCUCAGUUUCCACUUCUGACAAACACAUGAACUGUUAACAGAUUGUUAUGGUCAAUCCAACAUGUACAUACUACAUGUAAUUACCUAAAAUGUUGCCCAUUGAAUCUGUCAAAAUAUAAUGAUUAUUUGAGUAAUCAAACAUGGUGUUUGGUCUUUUACCCAAUGUUGUAAUGGAGUCAAUAUUCAAAGUAAUGACCCCAAAAAUGUUUUUCUAUAUUAUCAAAGACCACCACAAAGUCUGUGUUCUAAUUGAAAAAGCAAUGGGCUGAGAUUAUUUUUAAAUAUCUUGGAAUUAUUUGGUCUUGUUGCGGGCACUUAAUGUAUUCCCUGACCAUGUAAACUGACACAUUGAUAAUUGAGAACAGACAUAACUACUUUUCAAAGUUAAAAAAUAAGGAAAUAUAUAUAUAGUUCAUAAUAUUUUUUUAAUGUUGCCUUGGCUAGUUCCAAAAAGAGUGAGUGUUGGAUCAUCCAUUAGUGCAACUCUACUGUUAUUUUCAUAUAGAGUUACAUUAUCUUGAAAAAAUUAUAAUGUGUACAAAUGCCUCAAAAGUGGCUUAAAGUACAAUAUGAUGUCGAUUGCCUUUUGUUUCUCUAAGAACUAGAAUGCAAUAAAAGAGUAAUUAUCAUACUAAAUUUGUAGGUAUUCAUUAAGUGUAACACACACAUCGCCAUUGUGCCUCUCUACAUUUCUGGAAAUAGAUUGAGUUGAAACUGACAACUCUAUUAAACGAUAACAAUGCCUUCACCUCUCAUCCACACCCUCAUUUACAACAGUCACACUCCACAAUAAUAGCAUGUGUCCCUUUUGACCACAAAAAUUCCUGACUGUCCUUAAAAAAUUAAAAAAGCUAAAAAAAACAACACACAAACAUAGGAUUGUUGAGUGCAGAAAUAGAUUACAUGCCAUUAGGCCCAAGACAAAAUACUGGUUACCAGAUAGGCAGCCUAUCAGAGCUAGGGAGGCCAAUCCUGGGAUCGAUACUAGUGGGAUUUAUACCAAAAAACGGACGGGAUUUAAUCGUGGGAUUUACCUGCCCCAUUGUUUAAUGCCGGGCAGCAUUGAGUGUCCUCAGGAGGUUCAGACGCUGCCCGGCUCCUCCUGCCCCCAGCAGUGCGUACUGCGCAGUGUGAUGCCAGCCGCCCGUGCCACCCGGAUCUCGACGCCCGCGAGCCCGUCUCCCACCCAGUAUUAGUGUAGGCUGGGUUGGGGUGGGCGGGUCUUCAACUUAAAUCCCGGGAUUUAUUUUUUUUCAAUCUCAAUACCCGGGAUUGAAAAAAAGACCUGGGAUUGGCCUCCCUAAUCAGAGCCUACAGGCUGCUUGGCAGGAGAUGUAGUUGCCAAAUGGAUGAUCCAGUAAUGCUUGCGGAAGGCAGGAAAUGCAACACAGUCUUUGUUGUAUGGUUUGGAGAAAGGCAUAUUAUCCAAUAGGAUGAGUGGACAAUUUCAGGUCUAGAGCAGGAAUGGCUGGAAUGUCACACUUUGCAUGUUCUUGUUAAGAGGAUUAUACAGUAUAUGAAAGGAACACUCCUUAGCUUAAAUGCUCAGGGAAUAGCACUAAGACGUUGCAUAAAUGAAGGUGCUGAUUUGCCAGCCAUUAAUCUUUUCUGUUAUGGGUACUGUACUACUUAGCAAUACAGCACUUCCAUCUAGACAACACGUAUGCAUAGGUGUUACAAGCUACUGGAUACGCUGUCAGAUUGUCCUGUUUUUUUUUGUCAUUAACAAAGUUGGGAAAACAAAAGUCUUAUUUUUCUAGUAAUUAUUAAUGUAUUACAUUUCAAAUAAUGGUGCCUGACAUAUAAAAAUAAUUAUUUUUUAUUAUGUACAUAUGCAACAAAGAUAUUCCAUCAUGCAUUAGAGCCAUUUUGGCUCGGCCUCGCUGUUUACAUUUGCAGAUGUAGCAAAUAAGGUAAUGAAGCAACUCUUUCUAUUGCAGUAGAUAACCCUUCUUUGUGCUUUAAACUUAUAAUCUAUUACAUGAAAUAAAUAUAUUUGUUGGUAAAAUGAGACGUAAAAAAAAAAAAGAAGGACAUCUGAACUAUUUUUAUUUCUAUUUAGGAUAAAAGGGUAGCACUAUUCAUUCCAAGUAGAUUUUGUGUUAGCUCACAUUGGUAUGCUUCAGAACAUUUAUCCACUUUAUUGCUUUGUCUAUGUUUCGUACGAAACAUUUCCAAAAUCCUGUUACUCGCUGUGUGAACUACAGAAUAGGGUUUUUUUUGUUUAUUGCAUCUUUUAGUAGCAAUGCACUUCAAAGUAUGUUGUUCAGCGGUUUGUCCUUUUUUGGGAUGGGUGAGGGUUAGUGGUGUUUAGAGGGAAUCUUUAUUUCCAGCUAUACGGUUUCAUAGCUUGGAUUUCAAAGUGUAUCUGAUAUAAAAAAAAUUAACUUUACAGAGAAUGAAGUCAAUAUGCCGUUGUGGUAUUUGUUAUUUGUAAACAUUUUGUUUUUAUCAUUAUUAAAAAAACAGAGCAAGAUGCUUUUUUUAAAUUUGUAAACAGGGGGCUUUGUGACAAACUUUAUCAUAAUAUACAUGACAUAUUGAGAUGUGAUAAAAUAUUUACUUAACCCUGGAAAUCUGUUUAAGCAUUUCCAAUACAAAAAUUAAGGGCACUUUUAUUUAUGAAAAUGUUUUGAACAUUUGGUGCUUCUAAAUUCAGGGACAGUAGGUUGGAGAAAAAAUUAGCAAAUUUGAAUUAUUUACCCUACAGAAAAAAAUGGUUAAUGUUAUAACUCCCUUUAUGCAUGAAACAGAAAUAUCAUAAAUAGAUGUUAAGUGCCAAUAUUUUUACAGAGAAACUGGUGAUUUUUUUUUAAUAUAUUUUUACAGUGCCACCACUACAAUUUGGGGUAAAUAUUGUGUAUACAUCUGCCAAUUGAAGUUGUUAUGGCAUGAAAAAAAAUUAUAUUUGAUAAAAAACCCUCUUUUUCUAUUUGCUUUAACUUGAAAAUACAGAAAUAUGUUAUAGUUUCCCACCCAUUUUCUGUAACAUAAAGAAGGAGAAACGCACUUGGUGACUGCCAUAAAUAUUUAUUUAUCUUUUUUUGUAUUUACUCUUGCAUCAUAUAUUGUGGAUGCUCCUUACACAAAUGAGGAAUUAAUAUUACCUCCAAUUGAAUUAUUCUUUUUUUAAUUGAAUACUUUUACAAAGCCUGGCUACUGUCCAGUUUAUGAAAUCUGUAAAUUAUAAGAGGUACAAAUAUUUUCAUUUUUUUAUUUUUUACUUUGAUAUGUUUAAACACUUAUUAAAUAUUUAUGAAGUGGGCUGCACAAGAGAAGCCAUUGACACACUAUAUUCUUUGUAUGUCCAGUCAAUAUGUCUUACUGAAUAUGCUUUGAUAAAUAAUUUACCAAUGUCUUCCAUUGUCUGUAUUUUUCUUUUUGUUAUUUUUAUUCCAUGGGUAAAUAUAUACUUCUUUUUUUUAAGUGUAUAUGUUACCUAAAAGGGUAAUAAUAUAAAACAUAUCUGGUGAGUUCUCCAAAUCCCCAAAAUAUAUGUUUUUGCUUUAUUUAACAUAUCUACACAUUUACUAUACUAAAAAAAAAUACAAUGCAUUUUCAAGUAAAUUCUUUUUAUAUCAUAUGCUACCUGCAAGCAGGUAUACUUGCUUUUUAGUGAUAGGAAUUAUUUGAUAUUUUACUGCAGUCAAUUUCAAGCUAAGAGUUCAAUGUAUUCUUAUCUUUCAGAAAAGGCAUUAUUGACAAUAUUUUAAUGUAUAUUAAAAAUGCCGUUUUAAAGUCUGGAAUUAUAUUAAUGUUUAGAUUUAUGAAAUUUUAAUGUCUGUCAAAACAGUUUUUAUUGGAGUUAAUGUAGCUUUUAUUUAAAAUGAACAACCUCACAAUCCUAGAUGUCCUAUAUAAAUAUAAGUAAACCGGACAUAUGUAUAUGAGCCAUACUAAACAGAUUUCUUUAGCAGAUCCAGUAUCUAGACUAAAUAUUCAGUGUAUUUAACAGGUUGUUUUUUUUUUUCUUACUCCUUUUCCUUACAGGUACAAAUCCUUUUUGGGAGUGUAAUUAUAUAAUGUAAAGCAUAGUAAAAAAAAUAAAAAUAAAUAAAAAUUGGGUCUGGAAGAUGGUUGGUUACAUCAUCUUAGCCAGUUUUUGUAGGCAAGACCAAGAGUGGCCAGAAUUAAGGUGGUCAUUGAAUUAAUAGUAUAUGCUGCAUACGGUGUGUAUGUAGAACAUACAUAUCCAUUUAUUUAAAUUCCAUUGGAACUGGUCUUUGCAAUCAAUCAAUUUCUAGUCUUUUAUGAUUGAUGAGAUAAAUGUGUUCUAAAAUGAAACUGUGCUUUAAAAGCACUUUGGGAAUGGCAUAGGGAGUGUGGAACAUCUCAAUAUGCACUGUAUUAUAUAAUUUCAUUAUUCAUUCUAAUUAAUCAGUAUGCACCAGCAAGUCCUCUUUCUAUAAAACCUUGUAUUGCUGAGAAAAGGAAACAUUUAGUCUUGACAAAAUUUACCUGUCUGAUGUCUGUCUUACCACACAAUAUUUGUUUGUUUGUUUCUUCAUUCUGCAUGUUAUUUUUUU
Pseudophryne corroboree (corroboree frog) is the source of this 9118-nucleotide messenger RNA. RefSeq names its product transcriptional repressor GATA binding 1 (gene TRPS1). Gene Ontology annotation, biological process: regulation of transcription by RNA polymerase II. NCBI's taxonomy places the organism in Eukaryota, Metazoa, Chordata, Amphibia, Anura, Myobatrachidae. The record is from RefSeq and is a predicted model, not a curated record. Gene Ontology annotation, molecular function: zinc ion binding; RNA polymerase II transcription regulatory region sequence-specific DNA binding; DNA-binding transcription factor activity. The coding region runs from base 673 to 4479 and encodes 1268 amino acids. Gene Ontology annotation, cellular component: nucleus. The transcript has 6 exons.